UAUUAAGGUCAAAUUUUCAAGUCUGUGUGGGUGCGCCUAGCCUAUAUGCAGCUCUGAUUUUGGUGAGACAUUUUGCUUAAACUUAAGAUCUGUUUUGAUGUUUGCAGACAAAUUUAGGAUCAUAGUGAUAAUCAUAUUCCAUUAAAAUUGUGGAAGCUUAACUCUCACAUCAACUUCUCUAAAAAAGUGUAACACACAAAAUAAUUACAUAAACAUUCAAUGAUUUUGUCAAUAUUUAUCUUAAAAAUGAAUGCAUAGAAAUAAAGGUAUGCCUAUUAAUAGUUUUAAUCAGUAUAGAUGUAAAUAUAAUUUUAUUUGCUUCAUUUAAGUUAAUAUUUUUAAUAGGAAAGAUUAUUUUUUAAAUUAUUGUAUUGAGUUAUUUAGGGUUAAGACUUUGAAUAAUUUGCUCAGGUAGACAUGCUAUUGCCUUUUAUUCUGAUUUUUGUCAUUGGAGUAAGUCCCAUCAUUUUGGCUUAUGCUAUAAGUUAUUGCUUAUUUAUAAUUGCUGAUGCAAUAAUUCUAAAAUGCAAAAAAUUACAAUGAGGAAUUUAAGAAUCAAAAAUAAUCUAUAUAGUAAUAUAGGAUUUUAAACACCAACAUUAUUAUUUUUAUUAAAUAUUCUCACUGUAUUUCUAUCCAUAAAAUUUCUAACUCACCCACCACUUGUCACUACUUGCAGAUUUUUUUAGUCCCUACUCUUAAAGGAGACAUGGCAGCUAGUGCAGUAAAAAAAUUAGCAGGCAAAGUUGCAAUAGUAACAGCAUCAACAGAAGGGUAAGCACUACUGGUAACUAUUAACAAUCUAUUUUUUGUUUUAUUAGGAAUUAAAAUUAUACAUACCAGGCAUACAUGUAUUCCUUCCUAAUCUCAUCUAUGUAUAGCGUAUUUUAUCAUUCUAUUUUUUAUCAAAUAGUAUCACAUUGUAUCUCAACAUCAAAUAAGAAUACCCCGGUAGUUAUCAAAUUUAGAGCAAUUUUAGUAGAAGCUAAAUAAACAAUAAAUAUUUUUCAAAAUUUUAUUAAAGGAUUGGUUUUUUCAUUGCUCGGAGACUUGGUCAAGAUGGAGCCAAGGUUAUGAUAAGUAGUCGCAAACAACAGAAUGUAGACAAUGCUUUAAGUCAGCUGAGAGCGGAAAAUUUAAAUGUUGAGGGUAUUGUUUGCCAUGUUGCCAAGAAAGAAGACCGUCUGAGGUUAAUAAAAGAGGUAAGAGAAAACACAUAAGACAUUACUUUUCAAUUUGAUCUUUAUGUAAUUAUAAAUGCUGUUUUGAAGGGUAUACUUAAGACCUAAUUUUAUAUUAAUAUGUUUUUCCAAUGGUUUUUGUAUUUUUAAAUGUUAAAAGUACUUUUAAAAUCUUUGUCUUUAAGUUAUUCAUUAAAUAUUGUGCCCUUGUAGGAAGUAAAAAUCAAAUAUCAUUUUGUUACUUAUUUCAAAGAAGAGACAGUACGUUUUAAAAAGUGACCUCUCAAAUAAGAUGUGUUCUGUGGUUGUCAACGCUGCAAUCUGACCAAGUAGCUGUCAGCUAUAUGUAGUCAAAUUAUGAGAAUGAAUGCACAUGCUGAGUUAUUUUCUAAGAAUUCUUAUGGUGUCCUUUAAUGACCAAUGGCACAGAUUAUAGAUUAAGCCAGUAACAUCUGACGUGUACAGCCAAAAGAAAUUUUGCUGAGAUUGACCCCAUAUACACCUUGAGUUCAGAUGAUGAAUAAAAUUAUUGAUUUGCCCAUAAUUUGAAUUCCUCAAAUUCUGGAUUUUUUAAAAUUGACUAUCCAAUUCUUCCCUCAACUCAUGUUACAGAACAGUUUAUAAAAUAUUUAUGAACUUUAUUUCAGUAGUUUACUUGAGAUUUUCCAUGAGCUUCAACUGUAAAUAAAAAAUUAAUCAACUUCAACCAUUUAUUUUUAAUUUGUUCAAGACUUCAGCUAAAUUUGGUGGUGUUGACAUUUUAGUGUCUAACGCAGCAGUGAGCACUUAUUUUGGACCAACAUUGAAG
This is a messenger RNA of Lymnaea stagnalis (great pond snail), 1989 nucleotides long. The record is from the annotation of a GenBank genome assembly. Lineage: Eukaryota; Metazoa; Mollusca; Gastropoda; Lymnaeidae.